CGUGCAAGGUGGUAGUAAAACAUGCUAUAUUAAGAUAUUUUGUUAUAUGCUUCAUCUUUUGUAUUUUACUUAAACACUUUCUUUCUUAUAUUUUUUAAACAAAAAUUAUAUUUUUAUGUCGUGUCACUGAUAAGAUAAUUAGGCCUAAGUAUUAUUUGACUUCCAACAGAAAUUAACUUGUUAUUGUUACGCUAUCGGCUGAUCAAACCUAGUUGCCAAAGGCCAAAGUUCCAUCUCAUCGAGUUUCAACGGCGACGCCAGGCUGGUUUGCUAAAAAUAAUUUGAUCAUUAGUGAUAAUACCAGUCACCAUGGCAACAUAUGUAAGAACAACAAAUGAAGGUUGUUGUAGUGUGUCAUUUCUUAAAUUUGUUCUCCACAUCUUCAACUUCAUAUUUUUUCUUGCAGGAUGUGCUGUUCUGGGAGUGGGGUUAUGGACAGUGAUUGACAAACAUCAUUAUGUAAACCUUCUAACCACAAGCACUUACGUAGCAACGUCGUACAUUUUGAUCAUUGCUGGAAUUACAGUUUUGAUUGUGACAGUGAUUGGUUGUAUUGCAGUACGCCAGGAAGAUCGCUGCCUCCUGUUAAUCUAUACUUUUCUGCUUCUACUAAUCUUCCUUUUGGAGGCUGUUGCAGGUGUUAUUGCCUAUGUAUAUCAGGAACAAGUUAUUUCUGAGCUAGAAAUCUCCAUGAAUGGAACUUUCACCAGCCAAUAUCAGUUUGAUGAAAGUAGAACAGCUGCUAUCGACCGAUUACAAAGAAAGUACAAAUGCUGUGGAGCUCUUGGCUUCGAAGACUGGCAUUAUAGCAGAUGGCUGAAAGAAAACCCUGAAGAAAAAAGAAAAGUACCUGACAGUUGCUGUAAAACUGAAACACUAUCAUGUGGUGUUCGGGAUCAUCCUUCAAACAUUCAUGAUGUUGGUUGUAUCCGAGCACUUGAGAGGCAAAUCAAAGAUCAUCUGAACAUCUUGGGAGGUGUUGGCUUAGGAAUCUGCCUUGUUCAGGUUUUUGGGAUGAUUCUCUCAUGCUGUUUGUACAUGACCAUCAGAGACUACAUUAGGCCAAAGAAGCAUUACAACUAUGAAAGAUGAGGAAAAGAUGUUUGUCUUCAGUGGAUAGGGGUAGGCAAGAUCAGUACAAUAUUCAAGAACAAGUAUUCUCUGGUAUAUGUUGUCUUCAUUAACUAUCGGAUACAUAAAGUUUGAGUUUUUUUAAGAGCUGUCGUGAAAUGAAUCUUGUAUAAGCAUCCUGGAUGUGCUGCUGUCAGUUUGACAACAGAAUGUUGGCAAGAUUUUGUAAAAUGCUCUUGCUAAUUAAUAGUUUAAAUUUUCUAACAUGUUUAACUCAAAGUUUGCCUGUUGCUUUCUUCUCAAGAGUUAUGCAGCAUUCGUACGAGUUUUUUUUUUUUUUACCUAGUUCUUUAAAGCUUAAACAUGUAUACAUAAAAAUGGUUAAAGAAUAAUUUUAUGUACCAGUAGAAUCAAAAUGUGAACAUUCCAAAAAAAAAAAAUGUCACUCAGUAUUCUAAACAAGAUUUGUACUCAUUAAAUAUGUAUUUUAAACCUGGCUACCAAACAUGUGCAGCUAGGGUGUGUUCAAUUCUAAAAUGUGUUAUAAAUGUAUGUUUUGCUGGUACAUACACUAAUAUCCAAUACUAUUGCUGUUGAAAUUUUAGCCCCCCCCCCCCCCUGUAAAUUAAGCCUAUGGCUCAGUUAGAUGUUAACUGGACCUUUAACUGUUUUCUUCUGCAAGUUUAAAUAAUGAAUCUCUUUGUUAAUUAAAUACAGAGUAAGGAUAACAAUUAAGCUGUGGAUUAUUUUCCCUAAUGCAGUAUUAUGUCAAGUAAAACAUUGAAAUAGUAAUACCAUCAGUGAAAACUGUCACAAUGAUCAUCUAGGACUGAAAACUGAUAUCAAAACGUCACCUGUACAUGACUCAAGCUGGAUUCUUAAAUUUUCACCAGUAUUUUUGUUCAGUCAUUUAAAUAUUUGUGGAUAAAUAAUAUACAGUUAGAAAAACCUUACCAAAUGACACCUCACCAAUUUAAUCCAGUUCACACAGUAACAGCUGUUGUCAGGAAAGCAAGUUGCUAAUAUAACUAGCAUCUCAACCACUACUAUAUCAUAUCCCAGCCAGCCUGAUAUAAGGCCUCAUCAGUACUGAAUGUUACAGAUAAGGUGUGGUUGACAUAUUAUUAUACUUUCUUAAUUAAGUAACAGCUGUUGUCACAAAAGCAAGUUGCUAAUAUAACUAGCAUCUCAAUCACUACUAUAUCAUAUCCCAGCCAGCCUGAUAUAAGGCCUCAUCAGUACUGAAUGUUACAGAUACGGUGUGGUUGACAUGUGGUUCUUACUUAUAAUAGUUUCAUAACUUAUAAAAAUGGUUUUAAUUUUAAAAAACUUCAAGUCUGUAAUCUUACAACAUACAGUAUAUUGUGAAAACACCUUUACAAGUUUUUCUAAUCAAAUGUUGAAGUUAUGUAAGACAUGAAAAUGUAGAAAUGAACCAUCUGUAUAUAAUUUUAUAGUUUUACAGCUUUCCAGUUCAAAUAUUGUUAUCAUAAUACUCAAAGUGAUUUUAUUGCGCUGUUGUAAGCUUCAUGUAUGCAAUUAGAUGUGAUUAACUUUAAUGUUGAUAUAUAUACCUUAACCUAGCCUUACCACUACUUCAAAUGUUGUAGUUAUCUGUAUACCAGCCUCACAUAUGAUGGAGAGCAGCUAAUUGUAUGUAAAGAAGCUAAACAAUGCUUAAUUUUAUUUUAAUCUCAGAAGAUUAGUGAUGUGAAUGGAGAUCAGGUAUAAAGAAUGAAUCCUCCUGGUGGCUCAGCAGUAAGUCUGAGGGAUUAUAAUGUGAAGAAUCGGGUUUCCUUACCCACAGUGAGCACAGCAAAUAUAGCCCAUUAUGUAGCUUUGUGCUUAAUAACAAAGAAAUUGUUAUAAGUUCAGGCUUCACAAGUAUGAACUACUGUGGAAGAUUUUUCAGUCAGUAGUUGGCCAGCUUCUUAUUAGUUUUUUUUUUUUUGCAUUUUUAAAGACAAAACUUUCUGUUUAUUAAAAUGAUUGUGUAUGUCAUGUACCUUAUCUUACCUACAGGAAAGUUUACCAAAUACAUUAUUGUUAUGGCAUUAAUUUUAAAUUGGAUUAAAAUAAAAACAAUUACCAGACAUUUCUUUCAAGGUAAAUAAAGUAAUGACCUAUAUCUCCAGAAUGUAUCUUCAUCAGCUCAAUAUUUCGCUUUUACAACUUCGUCAGGAGCUGUCGACAUCCUUCACGUUCACUAAUCCAGUUGAACUUGUAAACUAGUAGGAUAGCGAUAGCUCCUGACGAAACCGUAAAAGUGAAAUAUAGAUCUAAUAAAAAUACAUUCUGGAGAUAUGGGUCAUUUCUUAUUUACCUUAGUAAGAAUGUCUCAUUUCAAACUAGUUUGCAUUAAACAAAGUUAAGAAUAAUAAAAACAAUUACUAUAUACUAGUGACGAAAAGGGCAUGAGUAAAACUAUUAAAAAGUGUUGUCAACAAAAUAUUAUGCACGUAUCAAAAAAAAAGAAGUACAAAUUUUAGUUUUAUUAAUUGCAAUAAAGAUAGUUAUUUGAUAUCUGAUUAUUUAUUAGUGCAAUUUGAGUAAAAUUUACUAUUUAUAAAAAAAAAUAUUGUAUUGCCAGUAAAAAAGAAAGUGUACAACUAUUUUUUUUUAAAAGGUAUCGAUUAACGGAGUAGAGAUCUGAAGGUAUAACUUAUUGAUAUUUUUUUACUGAUUAAAUUAUAUAAAAUUAAUCUGUUUGUGUGGGUAUUCUUGUGGUGCCCAUUAUUCUGUGACUAACAAAACCAGUAUUUUGUUGUUAUUACCUUGUUGUUAGACAGAAUAAUAAUUUACGUCUCUCAUUGAUGGAUAACAAGUGUCAGAAUAUUUUGUUCAUUUUCAUAAAGUGUGGAAAAAGAAGUGGAUAUUAAAUGUAUUUCAUAUGUCUAAUUUUACUGAAAGUUAUGGCAUAGUGUAUCAAUAUCUUUGAAACUUUAGUAAAGAAAGAGUGCCUUCUUAGAUAACUGUAUAAACAACUCUUAAAGUUUGUUUAUUAUGGAAAUAUAUGAUAAGAACAGUGCAUGAAAGUUAUAAAUAUGUCAUGAUUGGUAAUACAUCUGCUAAAGACUUACUUUUAGAGAAAUUAAAGUAAAUGACAUGGUAAGUUAUUAUUUUAGUUUAUUAAAAAUAUGGUUAACUUCUCGAAAAGAAACACAUUUUUUUGUGUGUUUUAUAUGAGCUUCAUAUGUUUCUAGUUUGGUUUGAAACACUUUCAGAAGAAGUGUUUUUUUUUGUUUUUUUUUUACAGAUACUUCUAACUAAUGAGACAUUUAGCAGUACCCUUACAAAUAAAUGCUUCUAUAAGCUGAUUUAGUGGUGUUUCUUAUAAUUUUCAGUCAACGUACAGAUAUGAUUAGUAUUUUCUGUUGGAAUGAGUUUGUACAAACAAUUAUACUUUAUACUAAUGCAUUGUCAGCUGGUCACUGAUGAAUAAACCUGAUCAGUAGCUAGA
Limulus polyphemus (Atlantic horseshoe crab) is the source of this 4531-nucleotide messenger RNA. Its product is annotated as CD151 antigen-like. Lineage: Eukaryota; Metazoa; Arthropoda; Merostomata; Xiphosura; Limulidae. Gene Ontology annotation, cellular component: membrane. Bases 310 to 1092 code for a protein of 260 amino acids. The transcript has 8 exons. The record is from RefSeq and is a predicted model, not a curated record.